This is a messenger RNA of Dentiscutata heterogama, 1185 nucleotides long. Lineage: Eukaryota; Fungi; Glomeromycota; Glomeromycetes; Diversisporales; Gigasporaceae. The record is from the annotation of a GenBank genome assembly.
AUGAGCAGGUCCAAACUUUCUAAAUGGUUGAGAUCCGGUGUUAUCAAGCAAAAUAUAAAGAGUACACUUAAAUCUACCAUCGAUUCAUUGCGUGACGUAUGUCCAUUAAAGGUCUCUUCUGAGAUUAUAUCCAAAUCACUUCACGAUAUUCUAUGUAACGACAAAGUUUUUCGUGAACAGUCAAAAAUACACACUAAAAUAUUUGAUUGGUUUAAGAAAAAAAAUGAGGAAAAAAAUUCCCCCAAACCAUCAAGGCCAUAUGCAGUAUUCAAGAAACGAGUUUAUUCAUCCGCUUUUUUUGGAUCAAAAGUGACCAAUAAUUACAAUACUGAACAAACCCGAGAAUCAUCACCCCCACCCGUCAAGCAGAUUUUUUCCUUCAGUGAUGAGGAGCAAGGUGCCAUUAUUGAACCUCUUCUUAAUUUGGUUGAAAAAGCACUUAACGAGUUCCUUAUCAAGAAUGAACAUAUGAUUUCUUCUGAGGUCGUCGAGGGCUUUGCCGCCAAACAGCGUCCACCCAUAAAUCCAGACUUUAGUAAUGCUGACACUCUAAAUAUGCUUAAUUUCAUGAUCGAAAAUAUAAAAAUUUUUGAUAAAUCGGUAUUCCACGGCCAACAUAAAUCAGCUCCCGUUAAUCUUUUCAAAAAUUUUAAGAACAAUGUUCGGCAUAAAAUGGCGCAUGGUAUCUUAAUAGAUCAAAAGGUCGAUGGAGCGAUCACGCACUCCAAAAUGUUGCUAUUCUUGCGUGGCAACUAUAAAGAAUUAUAUGCUAUAAAAGAAAGAUUGGACAAUGCAAUUAUUGAAAAAUGGACGGACAAACCAACUUUAGAAGUCGAAAAUAAGAACUAUGAGAAUCAGAUACAAUCACCAAAAAGAAAGCAUGAUGACUCGAAUUUUUGUGAAAUGGAAGAUGAAGAUUUAAUCCAGAUAUGGAGAGCUGUUAAAACAACGGAGUGCAGAAGGAAGCAAUCCCAUGAAUUUAUUGAUUUUGUGAACCUAGCAUUUAACUUAGACUUAAAGUGCAUUGGCACCGAAGUGGAGCAAUCGAAAUUCUACUCUGAUUCGCCUGAAGCAAAACAGGUUAUGUAUAUGGUAACUAUAGUCGGUAGCGCGAAUGACUAUAUAGUUUGUUCUAGGGAUAAAAGUUUCGCUGGUGUUGCCCGAGAAUACAAGAUAUACUCUUAA